UGAAGAUUAUCUUAGUCAAAAGUACCAAAAUGUCCCUGAUUUAGACAGCUAGCACUUGUGAUUGGCCAAAAGUCUAAGAAAACACCUAGUACUGUUUCACUGUCUGUCUGAGCUGUAAUCCCAGACUCAGAAAAACAAAAUUUUGAAAAGGGGGAGUUGUAUUUAGAAGACAAAGUCGUCUUCUUUCUCAUCAUCGAAUACUUGAAAGUGUCUGUGUGUUCAUAUUUUUUUGUUUUGUUAAGAGAGAGAGAGAGAGAAAGAGAGAGAGAAAAGAAUUUUGUGAGGGGUAAGAUCUGAGAUGGCAACUUUUGGAGGAACAACCCAGAAGUGUAAGGCGUGUGAGAAGACUGUGUAUUUGGUUGAUGAGCUCACUGCUGAUAGUAAAGUCUAUCACAAGGCUUGUUUUAGAUGCCACCACUGUAAGGGUACUCUCAAGCUGUUCAAUUAUUCCUCCUUUGAGGGUGUUUUAUAUUGCAAGCCUCACUUUGAUCAACUGUUUAAGAUGACUGGGAGCUUGGAUAAGAGUUUUGAAGGAACUCCAAAAACUGUUAGGGUUGAGAGAUCUGCUGAUCAGGUCACAAAUAGCAGAGUCUCCAGUAUGUUUGCUGGAACUCAGGAGAAAUGUGUUGCUUGUAAGAAAACUGUUUACCCAAUUGAAAAGGUGGCAGUUGAUGGCACAUCAUACCACAAAGCCUGCUUCAGGUGUACUCAUGGAGGUUGUGUGAUCAGCCCAUCAAAUUAUGUGGCUCAUGAACAUCGUCUCUAUUGUAGGCAUCACCACAAUCAACUCUUCAAGCAGAAGGGUAACUUCAGCCAACUUGACAACCGCGAACAGGUUAAAGGGAUGACUGAGAACACAACAGCUUAGUGAAACUGUGAAAUUUUCUUGUUUUAAUGUGAGAAUCUGUGUUUGGUUGGAUAGUGAAUUUCCAAGCAAGAGUCGGGACGUUGAAGCAUACAAGAAGAGCUAUGUGAUUUUAUUUCUUUUUUUAUAUACAUAUAAUUUGUCAUUGCAAAAAAAUGUUUGGUAGAGGAGUUUUGGUUUUUGCCGAAAUUUUGUGUGGUGAGCUCUAAAUUGACAAAGGCUUGAAAGAGUUGAUUGUUCAGUCCCUAACAGUGAAUAAUGUGAAUAGCCGAAAUGGUUUCUGUGUGCUCAAAGGUUUCAAGCUUGAUCUGGUUAAAGAUUGUUUAGGAGUAGAUUCCUCUUCGAUUA
This is a messenger RNA of Pistacia vera, 1213 nucleotides long. RefSeq names its product LIM domain-containing protein WLIM1-like. Bases 299 to 868 code for a protein of 189 amino acids. The transcript is spliced from 5 exons. Gene Ontology annotation, molecular function: actin filament binding. The record is from RefSeq and is a predicted model, not a curated record. NCBI's taxonomy places the organism in Eukaryota, Viridiplantae, Streptophyta, Magnoliopsida, Sapindales, Anacardiaceae. Gene Ontology annotation, biological process: actin filament bundle assembly. Gene Ontology annotation, cellular component: plasma membrane; actin cytoskeleton.